UUUGGCAACAUCGCGGCCUGUUAGUGUUCAGUGUUUACGGUGGUUUGAGGGAGUGAUUUUAUUUCUAGUAUCUUCUCAAAAAUGCCACCCAAGAAAGACGCUAAGAAGGCACCGCCUUCAAAGGCCCCAGCCAAGAAGAAGGAAGGAGGAUCCGGUGGCAAGGCCAAGAAGAAGAAGUGGUCCAAGGGCAAAGUUCGUGAUCAGCUCAACAACCUGGUGCUCUUCGACAAAGUCACCUAUGAUAAGUUAUUGAAGGACAUCCCUUACUCCAAGCUCAUCACGCCAUCUGUCGUGUCUGAGAGACUCAAAAUCACUGGAUCAUUAGCCAAGAAGGCCCUUGCUGAACUUCACAGGAAAGGAACAAUCCGAAGAGUCUGCAAGCAUCACGCGCAGAUCGUCUACACCAGGAAGAUCAACAAGUCUGAUGAUUAAAGGGCUUUACUGAUGA
Hyalella azteca is the source of this 448-nucleotide messenger RNA. RefSeq names its product 40S ribosomal protein S25 (gene RpS25). Gene Ontology annotation, cellular component: cytosolic small ribosomal subunit. Gene Ontology annotation, molecular function: structural constituent of ribosome. The coding region runs from base 82 to 432 and encodes 116 amino acids. NCBI's taxonomy places the organism in Eukaryota, Metazoa, Arthropoda, Malacostraca, Amphipoda, Hyalellidae. The record is from RefSeq and is a predicted model, not a curated record. The transcript has 3 exons.